Messenger RNA from Myotis lucifugus (little brown bat), 3877 nucleotides. It is a transcript of the gene PAX3, whose product is annotated as paired box 3. NCBI's taxonomy places the organism in Eukaryota, Metazoa, Chordata, Mammalia, Chiroptera, Vespertilionidae. The transcript has 8 exons. Gene Ontology annotation, molecular function: RNA polymerase II cis-regulatory region sequence-specific DNA binding; DNA-binding transcription factor activity, RNA polymerase II-specific. Gene Ontology annotation, biological process: regulation of transcription by RNA polymerase II; anatomical structure development. The record is from RefSeq and is a predicted model, not a curated record. The coding region runs from base 374 to 1813 and encodes 479 amino acids.
ACUCGCUGUCACGACAGGAAGAGACUCCGGCCGGCCGUGCUCCCGGCCCCACCCCCUUCCCUGGCUCGUCGCUGCGCCCGAGACCCCUCCCCAGCGUCCCAGGCGCGGGGCCACUCGCCCAGAUUCCCAGUAAACUUUCCCACCCUGGGCUCGAGAUCCUGGAUUCAGGGGCUUCCCGGCCUGGUUCCUCCUCGAGCCUCUCCCUGGACUAGAAGCGAGCAGUCCCCCUCCCCACGGCCCUCCCUCCGUCUCCAGCCUCUUUGGGGAGGGGCUCUCCGCGCGCCCGGGGAGUUCCCGAGGGUGACCAGCGCUUCGCUCGCCUUCCUAUCUCGCCUGUACCUGGAUAUCAUUUCCAAACGAAGCUGCCCGCAGGAUGACCACGCUGGCCGGAGCUGUGCCCAGGAUGAUGCGGCCGGGCCCGGGGCAGAACUAUCCGCGCAGCGGGUUCCCGCUGGAAGUGUCCACCCCCCUCGGCCAGGGCCGAGUCAACCAGCUGGGCGGUGUGUUUAUCAACGGCAGGCCGCUGCCCAACCAUAUCCGCCACAAGAUCGUGGAGAUGGCCCACCACGGGAUCCGGCCCUGCGUCAUCUCCCGCCAAUUGCGCGUGUCCCACGGCUGCGUCUCUAAGAUCCUGUGCAGGUACCAGGAGACCGGCUCCAUCCGGCCGGGUGCCAUUGGCGGCAGCAAGCCCAAGCAGGUGACGACGCCUGACGUGGAGAAGAAAAUUGAGGAAUACAAGCGAGAGAACCCGGGCAUGUUCAGCUGGGAAAUCCGAGACAAAUUACUCAAGGACGCGGUCUGUGACCGAAACACCGUGCCCUCAGUGAGUUCCAUCAGCCGCAUCUUGAGGAGUAAAUUCGGAAAAGGGGAGGAGGAGGAGGUCGACCUGGAGCGGAAAGAGGCAGAGGAGAGCGAGAAGAAGGCGAAACACAGCAUCGACGGCAUCCUGAGCGAGCGAGCCUCAGCACCCCAGUCGGAUGAAGGCUCAGACAUUGACUCUGAACCCGAUUUGCCACUAAAGAGGAAACAGCGCAGGAGCCGAACCACCUUCACAGCGGAACAGCUGGAAGAAUUGGAGCGUGCCUUUGAGAGAACCCACUACCCUGAUAUUUACACCCGGGAGGAGCUGGCACAGAGGGCAAAGCUCACCGAGGCCCGAGUGCAGGUCUGGUUUAGCAACCGCCGUGCAAGAUGGAGGAAGCAAGCUGGGGCCAAUCAACUGAUGGCUUUCAACCAUCUCAUUCCGGGGGGAUUCCCUCCCACCGCCAUGCCCACCUUGCCAACAUACCAGCUGUCGGAGACCUCGUACCAGCCCACUGCUAUUCCACAAGCCGUGUCAGACCCCAGCAGCACCGUGCACAGACCUCAGCCGCUCCCCCCGAGCACCGUACACCAAAGCACUCUUCCUUCGAACCCGGACAGCAGCUCUGCCUACUGUCUCCCCAGCACCAGGCAUGGAUUUUCCAGCUACACAGACAGCUUUGUGCCUCCGUCCGGACCCUCCAACCCCAUGAACCCCGCCAUUGGCAAUGGCCUUUCACCUCAGGUAAUGGGACUCCUGACCAACCACGGCGGGGUACCCCAUCAGCCCCAGACCGAUUAUGCUCUCUCUCCUCUCACUGGGGGCCUGGAACCUACCACCACGGUGUCGGCCAGCUGCAGUCAGAGACUAGACCAUAUGAAGAGCUUGGACAGUCUGCCAACAUCUCAGUCCUAUUGUCCACCCACCUACAGCACCACGGGCUACAGUAUGGACCCUGUCACAGGCUACCAAUAUGGGCAGUAUGGACAAAGUAAGCCUUGGACUUUCUAGGGGGUAUUUACGUCUGGAAGGGUACAAAAUUCCAACUCUUCCUUAAGGAAAGGGAAGUGGCGGCCUGACUCAGCCUUGCAUCCCAGGAUCAACUGGGGCAAAGCCGGCUGAGGUUCCAGCAAGGACUCGCUUGUAUAAUUAUUUUCUUAACAGAUGUCAACAACAUCUUGCGGUUAUUAAUUGCUGCGAUGUGAAACCUGAUUGCCACUAGGUAAAACACAAGGGUUGGCCAAAAUGAACUAACACUUGGCAUUAGAAACACAUGUUCUUAAUGAGGUCAGUUCAAGGAUCAUGUGGAGUAUAAUCCCAAAGACACAGAGUUGUGUCAAACUUGUCUCAGGAAUAAAAAUAUUAGUCUCCAUCCUUUGAUACCACGGUAUUAAAUAUGACAUUGUCAGCCUGUAGCUGAUUUUGCCCCUUGCCGUGAAUUGUCCCAGCGUGACCUAAAGAGCUGUGUGUGUUUCCUUACAGGUGCCUUUCAUUAUCUCAAGCCAGAUAUCGCAUAAGUGGACUGUCCACUUGGAGUAAAACUGGCCCUGUUUCCAGUCUCCACAGCCGAGACAUGAAGAAUCUCAGAAAAAAAAAAUCACCCUCUCGGGGGGCAGUCUUGACAGGAGACAGAGGAGAAUGAUUGAUUUUCUUUCUCCAGUAGUUGGUUUCAAAUUCUUUUGAACAUGCUGGACAAAAGCCGUGGAGAAAAGGAAGACGCAGAUCAGUAAAGACAAAUGCAACAUUUUAAGGCAAUGAUUUAACAUGGCUACAUAUCAAAUAUCCCAACAUUUAGUGCUGAUCAUCAAGGAGCUAAAACAUUCCAUUUGUGUGUGCGUGCACAUGUAUGUAUGUGUGUGUGUGCACAUGUGUGUGUGUGUGUGUGUGUGUGUGAGAGAGAGAGAGAGAGAGAGAGAGAGAGAGAGAGAGAGAGAGAGAGAUAUCUAUCUGAAUUGGUUCAGGCAAGCAGAAUGUUCUAAAAUAUAGUCAGAAAAUUCUCUAAAGUAUAACCUUGAUAUCCAAUGCUGACACUUCUACAACUUUUAAGCUGCUCACUUAAUGAAGCAGGCAUGGAGGAAUCCUUGACUUUUACACACUGGAAAUUGAUAUACAAAUAAAUGCCACCAUUUUUAGGAAGAUAGACUAGCUAUAAAGGACCUCCCAAAUAAAUUAUUUGUUCUCUUAUCCUCACUUGUACUUCAGUUGUUACUAAAUGUCCCAGAAGGACACAUCUUGCUAAUGGGACCUGGGAUAAGGGGAGGAAAAGCCGGUUUUCCUUCCCAGCGUGGGAGAGGUGUGUGUGGUUUUCGCAAUUCAGUUUCACGUGGAAGCCUACCUGGGCGGGGAGGGGGCGGAGAAUUGAGUGCAUUCCCACAGCUGCUUAUCAGUGUGCAAUACUGUGUACCUCACGGACACCUUGGCAAUGCCAGGGUCAUAGAUACAGAAUCAGAACUAUAUUUUUGCAGGUGCUUUAUUUUCGCAGCCCGUGAUUCCCUGUGGUCAAAUGCAGAGAUAUUCGCCACUUGCUGGACAACUGACACCCGGCUCGCUCCUUUUGACUAGAGACCAUAUUGGAGAAUAAUGCUUUUAAAAUGACUAUGUUUACAUUCUUCUCUUUUCUAGGAAAGGCAGGGCAAGAGCAGAAAUGUCCACGUGGCUCUCCUGUACUUUUAAAUUAUACAACAAUAUCCAAUAUGAAAAGAUUCUAGAAACUGAGGUUUACAUAUGUUAUUGUGGUGACAUUGUAGAAUGUCAAUAAAUUUGUUUUUGGAGGUGUUAAAACAAACAGGCAGGGGGAAGGCAGUGUUAUUUAUUUCUUUCUACGCUUGGAAUCACGAACGAGGUAGGCACAAAUACAUUCCCUUUAGCGUUAAGAACUAUGACAUAGUGAGUUAGUGAGACUAGACAUAGUCCCGAGUUUAGUUCAUACAUUGGUCUUAGUGGGUGAUGGAUGAAGAGAAGAUCUAUCUUUGUGUUGCAGCCUCAACCAACAACAAUGUGUUGUAAAAAUGUCUUUCAUGUAAAAAGUGCAGUAAAUAUUUACUAUUUAUAAUGAAUAAACAGUUAUGAAAACUU